CUUGUCUUGUUUUUUUAGUCGUGUCGAGUGUCUCCAAGCCCUUUUGUCCUUGUUUUGUUUUCUCUGCUUAACGAAAUAGAGGAAGUGAUCUUCUGUCGUAUGUUUCAUUGAUACUAAUGAAUUUUAACUCACUCCUUUUCACGUUCUAGGCAGCAAGUCAAGGGAGACUUUUUUGCUUGUUUCCACAUAACUUUUGAGAAAGCUGUUUCCAAGAAGGCCACAAGAAGUUUCUUUCAAGCUUCUGAAUUGUACGAAGUCAUGAAGCCAAGCCGAAUUGAAUGGCGUUGACGUGAUUCCUCCUUCCUAGAAUUCUUCCUUUUGAAAAACAAACUCCACUAUCCAAAACCAAGUUCCCACAGAUCUGAUUCAUCUUUUGUGUCUUGUGUUGGGAAGCAGCAGUUUGCAUCAAUGAGUAUUAUGAGAAAGGGAAGUUACAAAACUGUUGGCUCAACCUCAGUAGAUACUGGUGUUGGUCUUGUUUGCCAGUAUCAAUUUGAAAAUGGGUCAUCUCAGUUUGUGUUCAUGGAUAUUGAAAGUGGAAAAAGAGCUUCCCUUAACCACUGGCUCUGCUUCUCCACCGAAAACUUUGUGCAGACCCUUGCUUCCAGCAAUGGUUUAAUUCUCUUGUCAGGUUUUAGUGAGGACCAAUUCUGUUAUCAUGUGUUCAACCCCCUCACCAUGCACAAGUUCACAAUCCCUCAAACUAGAAUCCAAGAGAAUGUUACUAGAGUUGGAUUAGCCUUUGAUGGAUGCCAGUUUGAGGUUGUGGUGGUUGAAGCAUGUUCUUCACAAUCCAAUCAACUAAAAGUUCAUGUUUUCUCUUCUGACACUGGCAAAUGGAGGAGCCACCACCCCAUCAACAUAACUGCUCCUUCUUUGCCAGAAUUUGAGUUCCAAGAACUUGGCAUUCCUCCUCUUUACUCAAACGGGUCAAUUCAUUGGGAAAUCGGUGGACACUUGCUGGUGUAUCAAGUCCAAGGACGCCACUGUGAGCUAUAUGAACUACCAAACUAUUCCAAGGAUUGGUCUUGGCAACCAACAUUGACUUUUCGCCGUCGUUUGUGUGAAUCAGGAGGCAGGAUUUACUAUUGCUACACUGAUUUUGAUGGCUUCCACAUUUGGAAGCUUCUCAAUGAGCUCGAGCAUGAAGGGUUUCUGUAUCAUUGGGAUUACAAAACGUUUCCUUGGAGUUUAGUCCACAGUGUUGAACCUGAAGUGUUCAUGUCUAAGCUCCAAAACUUUUGUGACAUGUUCUUCUAUGAUUGGGACCCUUUCAAGAUUGCACCCAUUGCCUUUGGUGAAGAAGCACAAAUCAUAUAUUUGCAGCUUCCAGGAUCUGUUGUUUCUUACAAUCUUGACACAGGAACUCUGAAAUCAAUCUGCACCUACUCUUAUUCAGACAUGAACUUCAAUUGCUGCUCCUUCUUUUCUUCAACUUCUCACAAUGCACUCAGUGACACCAAUGGAGAAACAGAGCUGAAUCUACCCAUUGCAGAAUUAGAAAAGUUAGCCCUAUAAAUUACCUUUUGUUUCAGUUAAGUUAUGACCAUUGGGUUCAGGUGUCACUGAACUCCAUAAUUCUAGUACUAGUUUUUGACGUUUUACUUAUGUGAAAGUGUGUUGU
Vigna radiata var. radiata (mung bean) is the source of this 1624-nucleotide messenger RNA. RefSeq lists its product as uncharacterized. Lineage: Eukaryota; Viridiplantae; Streptophyta; Magnoliopsida; Fabales; Fabaceae. Bases 409 to 1518 code for a protein of 369 amino acids. The transcript has 2 exons. The record is from RefSeq and is a predicted model, not a curated record.